Aspergillus terreus NIH2624 is the source of this 1308-nucleotide messenger RNA. RefSeq lists its product as uncharacterized. The transcript has 5 exons. Bases 1 to 1308 code for a protein of 435 amino acids. The record is from RefSeq and is a predicted model, not a curated record. Gene Ontology annotation, molecular function: carbohydrate:proton symporter activity. NCBI's taxonomy places the organism in Eukaryota, Fungi, Ascomycota, Eurotiomycetes, Eurotiales, Aspergillaceae. Gene Ontology annotation, biological process: transmembrane transport; carbohydrate transport. Gene Ontology annotation, cellular component: membrane.
AUGGUCGCCCUGCUGAAUGCUGGAUGCUUCUUUGGAGCGUUGGUGCCGGCGCUGUGCGGCCACCUCUUCGGCCGUCGCCAUCUGCUUGCCAUCAGUGCAUUCUUUCUCAUCGUCGGCGGCACGAUCCAGACGGCAGCGCAGCCUCCGAGCAUGUCGUGGAUGUACGGGGGCCGGGUGAUUGCCGGGUUCGGGGUGGGCAUGGUGUCGACUACCGUGCCGAACUACGUGGCGGAGUGCUCGCCCAAGCAGUACCGCGGCCUGCUGAUGGGGUUCUUCGAGAUGUUUCUCGUUACUGGCGGCGUGCUGGCCUACUGGACGACCUACGGGGUGUCAGAGCACCUGGCCGAAACCAGUCGGCAGUGGCGGGUACCUCUGUCGCUUCAAAUUAUUGUGGCUUGUCUGAUACUCGUUGGGUCGUUCGUAAUUGUGGAGUCGCCUCGCUGGCUCGCGAAGAAGGACCGAUGGGAGGAAGCAGAGCGGUCGUUGUGCUACUUGCGCGGUGCACACCCUCAGGAUGAGGACAUUGUCGCUGAGCUGGCUGACAUCAAGGCCCAGCUGGUCCGCGAGCGUGCAGCAACCGAAGGACGAGAGAUAGCAGAGUUACUGCAGAAAGGUAAUCUGCGCCGUCUGGUGUGUGGAGUUGGCGUUGCGCUGUUUAGUAUCUGGACGGGUCAUAAUGGCAUUCUAUACUACGGGCCGGCGGUGUUUCGACAGAUCGGCUAUACCAGUCAGAAUGCGGCAUUGCUGGCGUCUGGGGUCUUCACAAUCAUCAAGUUUGUGUGCACUGUGCUGUUCCUCGUUGCUGGGGUUCAGCUGCUGAAGCGGACGCAUUUAUUGACCCUUGGCGGUCUACUGAUGGGUGUGCUGCUGUACGCACUCGGAGCGGUUUUGAAGGUGCAUCCUCCUGCUCCCGGGACAGCUGGAAGUCCUCCUGCUCAAGGAAUGAUGGCAUGCAUCUAUCUCUACGUGGCAGCGUACAGCUUCUCCUGGGGACCAUUGAGUUGGAUCUACAUUGCAGAGAUCUUCCCCAUCCGCAUCCGUGACUAUGGAAUGGCCAUCUCCACGAUGGUGAUUUGGCUGAUGAACUUUGUUGUCUCGAAAAUCACCCCCAUCGCUGUUCUGAAUAUUGGAUGGAAAACGUGGAUGAUGUAUGGCACAUUCAACAUCGCUGGCUGUCUCUUCGCCCUGUCGAUACCAGAAACUAAAGGCGUCUCUCUUGAAGACAUGGACGUCUUGUUCGGGGUGGUCGAAAAGCAGCACUCGCAAGUCGAGGAAGGAGAUGAAGAGGCACGGAUAAGCAAGGAGUAG